GUCUCUUCCUCACGCACGCACCCAGAGGAGGAGGGAGACAAAAAAUGGCGGACGGUGUUGACCACAUCGAUAUUUACGCUGAUGUAGAAGAGGAGUUUAAUCAGGAAUCGGAUUAUCCUGUUCAUGAGCAGAUUGACCUUUAUGAUGAUGUUAUCUCACCAUCUGCCAACAAUGGGGAUGCACCUGAAGAUCGAGAUUACCUGGAUGCCCUGCCAGCACCUGGAGGCUCUGAGGGUUCCAAAGGGGCUCCACCGAAUGUUGUCUACACCUACACUGGCAAAAGAAUCGCACUGUACAUAGGCAACCUCACAUGGUGGACCACUGAUGAGGAUUUGACCGAUGCGAUUCGCUCGGUGGGCAUAAAUGAUGUCUUGGAGAUCAAGUUUUUUGAGAACCGAGCAAAUGGCCAGUCAAAAGGAUUUGCUCUGGUCUGCGUGGGUUCAGACGCCUCAUCCAGAAAGCUAAUGGACUUGCUGUCAAAACGCGAGCUGCAUGGACAGAAUCCAAUCGUCACCCCGUGCAACAAGCAGUCUCUUAGCCAGUUUGAGAUGCAGUCGCGAAAAAGUGAGCGAGGUACCCAGUCAGGGCAGAUGUCCGGAGAGGGUAAAGCUGGGCCCCCAGGUGGGCCACGUGCUGGCUUUCCUCUUGGAGGCAGAGGUCGAGGGCGCUUUCCAGGCCCUCCAGGCCCUGGAGGUGAUCGCUUACCUGGGCCAAUUGGUCCUGGCGGGCCUCCACCACACUUCCCAGGUAUGCAAGGACCACUCCGUCCUCCAUCUGGUCCUCCUGGGCAUCCAGGACCCCCUGGUCCCCCUCUACCUGGUCAAGGUCUGCUGCCUCCUCUUGGGGGACCCCCUAACAGAGGAGACCGCCCCCCUCCGCCAGUCAUGUUUCCUGGUCAGUUUGGUCAGCCUCCAAUGGGUCCAAUGCCUCCUGGACCACCUCCACCAGGUUACGGCCCACCCCCAGGACCCCCACCCCCUCAACAGGGUCCACCUCCUCCAGGACCAUUCCCUCCCCGUCCUCCUGGACCUUUAGGACCCCCUCUUGGCCUCGCACCCCCACCUCACAUGCAGGGGCCUCCACCUGGAGGUCCACCACCUGCUCCUCACGUCAACCCGGCCUUCUUUCCUCCGCCUGGAAACAACAGCAUGUCGUCGUCUGAAGGCAGGGGCCCUCAACCCGGAGACCCGUACGGCCGUCCACCCUACGAAAGAGACUAUGGCCCUGGCGGCAGGGACAUGGACUCUCGAACUCCUCUGAGCGAAGCAGAGUUUGAGGAAAUCAUGAAUCGAAACCGAGCGAUCUCCAGCAGUGCCAUUUCAAGGGCAGUGUCGGACGCCAGCGCAGCUGAUUACGGCAGUGCUAUAGAGACUCUGGUGACAGCCAUUUCUCUGAUCAAGCAGUCAAAAGUUUCUGCUGAUGACCGCUGCAAGGUUCUCAUCAGCUCACUGCAGGACUGCUUGCAUGGAAUUGAGUCCAAAUCUUAUGGUUCUGCUGCAAAUAGACGGGAAAGGUCGAGGGAGAGGGAUCACAGUCGCUCCCGUGAGAAGAACCGCCGGCACAAGUCGCGCAGCCGUGACCGCCAUGAGGAUUAUUACAGAGAGCGCAGCCGUGAGCGAGACCGCCAUCGCGAACGUGAUCGUGACCGCGAGAGAGACCGAGAGCGGGAGCGGGAGUAUCGCCACCGUUAGUCGGAAGGUGUGUAUUCUGUGUGUUUGUUUGUGUCUGUUUUUUUUUAGGUGUGGUGUGUCUGUUGUACUUCUGUUUUGUCUCCAGCAGACGGCAGGAUAUGGCAGGUAGGUGAUCAGGUAAGAUUUAAACCCAAGACAUAACUAUCAUGGUCUGAUUUUUCUCUCUGCAGCCAAUCUAAAAAAAAGUUUUCAUAACUGUUGUGUAAUCUGUGAGCACUCUGAUCUUUUUAUACUGGUGUGUCUCAUCUCAAGUUGUUAUUAUGAUGAACUUGAGUUACAGCCCUGUUAGAGGAAACAGCAGAUGUGCUGCAUGUGAUCCAGGGCUGUUAUGUGGUAACUAUUUGGAAGGAUUGUAUGUGUUUUUAAACGUUUUGAAGAUAGUAUUGGUUAAAUAACGUUCUGCUUUGUUACUUGUGGAUUUGCAUAAUAUUCAGAGCAAGUGUUUUAAAACCAAUUUUUUCAAUUUGUCGAUUUCUGCUUACUGAGCUCACAACCCGUUUUAUAUCUGAAAGAACAAUUGGAGUAUUUAAUGGUUGAUAUGUGGCUUUAAUCACAUGACUCUGAUGAAAUUGUUCCUGUGUGUCUUUGUGCAAAACAGAAAAUUUUAAUUCUCAUACUCGAUGUGAUACAUUUUUGCCAAAAGCAUUGAAUUUCAGAAUGCAUUGUCUUUUGAAUUUGGCAUUAUGAACUGUAAAUUCAACCUCUUGUUUGUAAUUAAAUACUAAACUAUUGUUUGUAGUUGAUAAAUGACUGUUUAUAGUCCCCAAUAAGAUGUAGAGAAUGACAGUAUUGUUGUCAGUGAUUUUUCUGUUGCAGUUUUGAUAGUUUUAUGGUAGUUACUUAUAUCUCAACAGCAUUCAAGUCUGUAAAUUUAAUUAAAACGAUAACAUGUCUCCUUCUCCUGAACAUCCUCUGUAAGAGUAGGUUAAACCUCAGCUCUUAAGGUGUAUUUUAGACUUUCUUCAACUGGUUUUGAUCAAUUAUGACCUAGAAGUUUUUCAAAAAUGUUGAACCUAUUGUAAUACAUGGGUUCUUGUAGUACUUCACAUUUCUGUGUUGUUGUUUUAUGAAAUGUAAUGUAACAUACUCUUAGAUAGGUGAGCAGGUGUAGCAGUUCUUCACCAUUCACACAAACUCACUUUAAACCUGGCGUUGCUGUAGAACGAGAUCUUCAUAUAGUCUUGAAUACAUUUCAGUAUCUGUGCUGUCCUUUUAAAACCUUGCAUCUCCAUGUUUCGUGGUUUUAAUUAUUUAGCCAUAAAUCAUUAUUAUUCGUUUCCCUUUAUGCUUGUCGCUGGGUUUUGCAAAUAUCUUACUAGUAAAAAGUGCUUGUAGACUCAGUACUUUAAAAUAUCACGUACUGUCGUCAGAUUUUUCCCCCCCAUUUCCUGAAAAAAACUCAAAUUUGGACCCAAGAGGUUUCAGAAGGAUAGCUACGGUAUUAAUUUUAUGUUGAUUAUAAUUGUGAAUGCGGAAUAACUGCUAUUAUUUUAUAAGGGACAUUUAAAACGUAAAGUUGUAAAGUAAUGUAAAGUUGUAGUCUUGUAUGUUUUUUUGUUUGUUUUUGAUUUUUGUUUUUAUUCUAUUGGGAAUCUUGUAUGCCCAUGUUUGGGUACAUUUGAUAUCAGUAAACUUGCAUCAGGUAUUUUACCGUUUUGAUAAUGAACAUUUUUAUUGUUAUUAAUAUUUGUAUGCAGCCCUUAUGUCCUCAGUUCAUACCUAGAUUGUAAUUCUGAAAAAUGGUCAAUCUCACCUGUUGUUACCUGUUGCUUAAUAGCUCUGGUGCUAGUGAAGGUUUAGAUCAUGGGGACACCGUAAUAUCUUUUAACUGUACAAGUAACUUUUCUUAAAGAAAUGUCUUCGAUCAAACGGGCAUCGAAAGUCAGGUAUUUUUCUGCAAUUCAAGCAGACUAAAAUUAUGUUAUGCGCAUCUUAAUGCUUAACACUGUUUGUGCUGUAUGAAAUGCCCCCUGAUUUUUUGAGUUAUUUGUGCUGAUUAAAGCGCCAUAAAGAAAUUACUUGAACAACAGUGUUGGAACAAACGGUAGUGCUUAUUUAAGUUAUUUUAAUAUCAGUUUUAACAUAUGACCUUAACUCUUUAAUGUUCUGCUGGUCAGAACCGAUAUUUCGGUUUUAACAUUUUUGCUUGUGGACUUUGCAAACCAAGCACAGUUUAAAUAGAUAACAUGACUGAAUUCUCUUCUUUUCGGUUGUCUAUGUGGCCUGGGUUUGUGCAGCAGUAAUGUUUUUCGUGGGUUUUCUUGUGUAAAUUUGAUCAUAAAAACUGGCAUUUCAUAACUCCCAUUAAUUCAUCCACUCUUCUCCUUCGUUCUAUGCUAAUAAAGGGUUGGACGAAUGUUCUAUGGGCGUUACAGAUUUAGACUUCUACUUUGUCAUCAAACAAAUUGUGACAUUUAAAGCUGCAAUUGGUAUAAAAAAAGCAGUUAAAAACUGAACAGUGUAUAAACCCAUCUCAUGACCUUUCCCUGGUUCACAACAGAAAACAAACAUUAUAAAUUUAAUAUUUACAUUAAGUCAGUGUUGAAAUGAGUGUCACCUAAUAAAUUGAGUUGUUGGUCAGGCCUUUCAGAAAAUCUCAGUUUGAUGUCAUUUGACUUCAACACACUUACAGAUAAGAAUAAAGUUAACUGCAGUUUUACAUUUUGAAGAGGUGGCGUCAGCGAGACAAAUGUUACGGAUUGCAGCUUUAACUGUAACAGGAUAAUAUACUGCAAAACGCAUUUAUCUGAAUUGCAAUUUUUAUUUUUCUAGAGUGUAUUAUGCGAGAACAUAAAUACAAAGGAAUAAUGUGAGAUUUAAAUGUAGUGUUAUAAGAAAAUCACCGCUUUAUGUCGGAUGCUCAUUCAGAAUUUGUUAAUAGAUUUUUCUUGUCCAGCCCUCAACAUUCUAUCCAGUGUCCACUGAUUCACUGAAACAAGCUUUUCAUCAUUUAAUUGAUCGUUUAGCCAGCGACUUCUAUGGUUAUUAAAUACUAUAUUGUAGCAGUCAUGCAGACCUAUAUGUGGCUAUAAAAUAAGUUUUAUGAGAUAGUUUAUGACUGACAGAGCUUGAGGAACUACUUGUUCUCAGAGUAACAGUGGACACAUUCACAUUUAUGACAGUAUGAUGUUUAUUAAAAGAAAAUUAUGGGUUCACUUGACAGUUUUAAAGGAUCUUAACUUUGAGCAGUUAAAUUUUUUUCCAUGCACUAAGAAUUACGUGUUAUACAAAAUCAAAGCUCCACAUUAUGUAACUUGUCAGAUUGCCAAUAAGUGUUUGUAUUAAUAGUUAAUCCUACUCAUUGGUUAAAGGAUUUGUUUUUGACAACGUGAAAAUUGACUUUCUAAUUACCUGAAUUAUUAAAGUAAAUGUGAUAUAGCAUCUAAAUGAUUCCAGGCAUUUUUCUAAAGUUCCAUAUUUAAGCAUUAAAUGGCAGAUUUAUUUAAUGGUGUUAAGUUCCUAUCCACUGAUUCUAUAAUUGUCAUUUAACUGUAAUUGAUUUUGUACAUUAGUCUCAUGUCGGACUUUCAUAGGUGAAAUCUGUCUGUUUAAACACUGUCACGCUUUGUAAAAAGAACAAGUAGCCCUUUUUAAAAAAUGACUUUGUACAAGUUCUCUUAUACACUUUGGUUGUUGUCAGGUUUAUAGUCCAGUUAUGUGAUGGUUCGUUAAAAAAAUGAAAAUUUGUCGUUUGCUCACCCUCAGGUUGUUCUAAAGCUUUAAAAAAUUCUGUUGAACUCAAAGAUAUUUGGAAGAAUGCUUUUAACCAAACAGUUUGGGGGCACUGUUGAGUACCAUAGUAGGGAAAGAAACCUGUUUGUUUCCAGUGUUCUUCCAAAAAACUCGAUUUGAUUAAAAUUCAAUACCGGUUUGAAAAACUUGAGGGCGAGUAGAUGACCGGUUUUUUAUUUUUGUGAGAAUUGUCCUUUAUAUAUGUAACAUUUGUUACUAUUUUAAUGUGAGAUAUGCUGGGUUUUGCUCUUCUAAAUAAUAAAUUGCCCAUGAAGUAUUGCAAACAUCAGGUUUGAAUUUGACAAUUUUUAGUAACUUGAGAGUAUAAGGGAGUAUAGUGAUUUCUCCCGCUUUUUAGUGUGGUAUGGGGUCCAAUGUUUUUCAAUUGUGCAUGCUAAUGUCUUUAUGCCUUUGUUUUAUUUCUUUACACUGUAUUGAUAUGACUUUGAUGAUUUGUCUCAUUUUAUUAUAGUCUCAGUCUGUUGAUUUCUAGCAUAAUUGUUGAUCACUGCACUCUUUCAAAGAGUAGUUCACCUUCAACAGGAAUAUUUUUCUCAUUUAUACACCUUGUCAUUUUAAACCCGUAUGAGUUUCUUUAUUCUGCAGAACACAAAAGAAGAUAUUUUGAGAAAUGUUUGCAAUAGAACAGCACAGCCUGGCCCCCCAUUCACUUCUAUUGUAAUCGACUCAAGUGAAUUGGGGGGGGGGGGGGCUUUUACCAAAAUCCUUUAAGAUUUUUUUUGUGUUCUGCGGAAGAAAGUCAUACAGGUUUAAAAUGAUAAGAGGUGUGUUAAUGAUACAAUUUUCAUUUUGAAGGUGAACUACUCAACCAUGCAGGUAAUGUGAUUUUAGCGUAUAUAUAAAUAGUUAAAAGUGUUCUGUUGCUACUGAAGUCAUUUGCAUGCUUGAGUAUGUGUGGGACAGUCUGGGUGUGUGUAAAUGUAGAGGGAAAACAACUUUGUGUGUUUCUGGGUUCUGUGCCCCCAAAACAAACUGCCACCUUCGUUUUGACACCUUUCAGCUGAACGCAAGAGGAGGAGCAGUGACGCCUGGAGCGACGCAGAUUCAUCCGACAGCGACCCGCCAUCACAGACUCCAGACCGGACUCAGGAUAAACUCUGCAGCGCGACAGUUCUGUAAAAUAUUAUAUACUCUUAAUUCCCAACAGCUUUUUUUAUUUUUUACGUUUUAUUUGAAAGUAGUUGUGUGUAAGUUCAGCUUCUUGAUGAUAGAGAAUGACUUGCCUGCUCUAUUCACAGUACACGAAACAACUUUCAGACUGCUAUAAUGUGUAAAUUGACAGUUAGCUAGAUUUGUUUUUAUAGGCGUUUUGUUUUUCUCUUUUCACAUUGUCCAUGUUUGUGUCUUCUGCCUUGAUUAUUAAAUAGAAUAUGUGUUGUAAUAAAGUGUGCAUUGGGGUUGUUGCUUGUUUACACUGAA
Triplophysa dalaica is the source of this 6863-nucleotide messenger RNA. It is a transcript of the gene cpsf6, whose product is annotated as cleavage and polyadenylation specific factor 6. Gene Ontology annotation, cellular component: mRNA cleavage and polyadenylation specificity factor complex. Lineage: Eukaryota; Metazoa; Chordata; Actinopteri; Cypriniformes; Nemacheilidae. Gene Ontology annotation, biological process: mRNA alternative polyadenylation. The record is from RefSeq and is a predicted model, not a curated record. Gene Ontology annotation, molecular function: mRNA binding. The transcript is spliced from 9 exons. Bases 45 to 1691 code for a protein of 548 amino acids.